AUGAAUGGCGCCAUAAACAAUGACUCCCGUAGCUUUUUGGAUUACAGAGCACAGGGUUUAAAAUUGCAACCACCCAAGUUCAAGCCAACAUUUGACUCCACGAUCUGCAGUUCUGAUACAUAUUCUGCGAGUGACUUUCUGGAAGAAUUGAAGGAGAACGAUAUAAGCUGGAUAACGUGGUCACCAUUGAAAAAAGUCUAUCUGAAUCUUUCCCGAUAUGGUAGCCCAACCAGUUUACUUCCAUCGUCUGCAUAUUUCGCUGUUGGAACAACGCGAGGGGUGGUGGUGAUAUUUAACCAUAAGCAAUUUAUUCAAGUCGCGCUCCUUCCCAAUAAUGACUGCCCGACCUCGGAGGUCACUUUAAUAGAAGCUUCGGCCGAUGGAACCCAUGUAGCUGCAAGUUUGAAAACAGGAGACAUCUUCAUUUGGGACUUGAAUGGUAGUAAGGACGAGAGCAUCAGUUUGGACGGGAACCGUGAGAUCCUUCCAAUUUUGCAUAUCACAGAGCAUCAAAAGGUCACUGGCUUAGGAUUUGUCUCACAGCGUCACACAGCCCUGAUAGUGAGCAGCAACUCGGGAACAGUGUCCUACCACAGCGGUUUUAGAAAAGGAUUAUGGCAAUUAUCUUAUAGCACGUCGAAACUGCUGAGCUCUUGUCCGUCAUACGAUGGUGCUACCCUAAGUGCCACUUACCCUGGAAGUGCCAAAGAUUCAAUUUCAGAUUUGCAACCUGUGGCAAUUUUCUCGGAGUCGUGUCUCUCACUCAUUUCUGCUAACAAGUGUGAACUGUGUUAUAGUAGCCAGCUACAAGUGGAAAGCGAUAGUCAGCCCAAGCUGAUAUGGAGCCCGUUCGGCGAAUGGCUCUGUUUGAAAAGUGCUAACGCACUUGAGGCUUUUAGAUUUGAUCGUAUUGAUUCUUCCACCACUCUCAGUGUUUCUUCGAGGGUGCGAUGGGUGUCUCAAGAGUCACUACAACACGUAGAAUGGCUAUGUCCUUACUUCAUAGCGGUUCUUACGAGCUCCCAUAAAUUUAUUGUUUUGGAUGUACGUGGGCGCCCUCAUGAGUUCUUCAGUACUGAUUUACUACCUCUCAAUCUAUCGAAGCCAUUUGAAAAAAGUCUCACGACAUUUAAGCAAAGGCUAUUCACCCUGACGAACUUUCAUAUGCAGCUAGGCGAAUUUUUGUCCUGGUCCGAUAUUAUUCUUAGAUUGGUACAGAAAGGCGCAUACAUGACUGCUCUCAGGGCGAUUCGUUUUUUCGUCUCUGCAAAAGAUUUACCUUUUGCUCUGUUACGUUUGAAGGAGGAGUCUGGUGCUCGGAAACACCAACUUUCACAACCUUUAAGAAACUUGUCCAUCUCUAGUAUUCGUCAUGUCCUGACGAACUUCCACUACGACUCAUCCUCAUCAAUUUUGAUGAACCUACUAACAGAAAUUAUCUUAGGCCAUUCCGCGAUAUAUGAUGGUGACGUGGAAUUAUCGCAGUUCAUCGAGCUAGCUCUCGAUCAAAUUCCAAGGCAGGCAAAAGACUGGUUUUUUUCCUGCCUCAUUAACAUGUCCUCGCAAAGAGUUGUAAAAACGCUAAGUCCAAUAGUCUUGAAUGAGAUGCUAAGAUCUAAGUCGAUCUACGAGGAUGUCAACGCCCUCCGGAGUCUACUAUUUCAUUUGGAUCUUUACUCAAUGGAUAUCAAUUUUGCAAUAAAGCUCUGUCAAAAGCUUCAAUUGAAUAGAGAGCUCAUAUAUGUAUGGACAAUGACAACAAAGGAUUUUCUAACGCCAUUGAUGGAUCUUUUAACGGCAAUUGGGAAUACUUCUAAUAUGCCACAUCUUUUAACAAGUAAUGUUAAGGCCGAUGGAACAUUAGUAUAUGAUUACUUAUCAUACGUUCUGACUGGUAGACAAUUUCCAUCGGAGAUCACAAUUAAACCGCAGUCUUUGGUACAGAACACAAAGCUUGAGCUCUGCUACAUUCUCUUUAAUGGCACACUGGUAAAUUGGCCUACCCACUCUGAAGAGAAAUUUUAUACCCGCCGCGAUUAUUACGAGGAGCCUGCUUUCCCAUACAUGGAGCUGCUUUUGAACUUUGAUUUGAAAUUAUGCUUAGCUAUGUUAAAUGAAGUGAUUGAAGAUCCAUUUUUUGACGACGAGGGUGCUAUAUCGUCCAACACCGAUGGCGAAAGCAUUUGUAAACUUCAUACUAGUCGGCAAUUUGUUGUUGACUACCUUUUGGACAAAGUCAAGACCAGUUCUGAUAAUGAUCAGAGAAUUCUAAUCUCAAUAUUCAUCAUCAGAAACAUACCCAAAUAUCCCCAAUUCAUUAGAUUAUCGACACAGAUGAUGAACAAACUAUUAUUGCUCCUUUGUACCGAACCAAAACCUGACCAAUAUGGAGAUGUAGAAGAUUGUCUCGAGGCAUUAUUCACAGAGCCCCACAUCACAGGUAUUUCAACCUUUAUCCCUUAUUUGAAAGAAAAAAAAUUCGAUCGAGUUCUAUAUCUUGCUUAUAAGCGACUGAGUCUUCCAUCAAAAUUACUUGAUCUCCGCUUAAAAUCAAAGAAGCUGAAAUUUGGAGCGGACGACAGAUUAGAUGUGCUCCGAUAUUGUUUGAGUCAAACGCAUUCCUCGCCUGUAGAGCGUAAAUGUGUCGUGGACGUGAUCCGUGAAAAUAUAAAUGCUAUUUUGAAUAUCGAGCCCGCUGGAGUCAUACAAACUUUUGACGCAUUUGACCCAGACCUAAAUCUUGAAGUACUCAUGACAGAUGACCGCACGAUUUAUGUUCCCUACCUUCGAGAGUAUUUCCGAUAUCACAAGGUAGAAUAUCCCUGGCAAAUGGAGCUCUUAUGCCCACUAUUAAAGACUUUGCGCAAAGAUGUUGGUGAAUCUGAGCUUUGCAAGCUGCUUCGCAAGUUAAACAUGAGUAUAACAGAAUUAAAAACAGUGCGCGAAAUUCUGGAGGGCUGUGAUUCAGUAUUUGGCUUAUUGCUUGUUGAACGUCUAUUAGGAAAUCUUGUAAAUGUCAUCGACAAAUCCAUUUCCUUUAUCAGACAUAAUCAGAACAGUGAGCAUAAUGAAAGGCUUUUGGAGUUUGCCCUGGAGACGUGUGCUGCGUCUGAGGGAGAAGUUGCCAGAAUAUGUUGGUCCAAGAUGUUAGCUUUUUCGUUAGCAGCCGGAUUUCAUCAAUCGCAGAGUCAGGAUGACUACUACCGUCGUUCGAUCGGCAUUGUUCUUCACGAGCUGGCAAGGAGAACUGUCCAUAAAACACCAAGUAGUGCAACACCCAUUGUGAAAGACGUCAUGACGCGUGCUCUAGAGAGCCAGGAUCUGAUUCUCACCAAGAUUCAAGACCUAAAACCACUACUUGAUGAACUUCUUUGUCUGGCGAACGUUGAAAGAUGCAUGCUUCAAAAGGCUUUAGAAAUCGUUAACAAAUCUUCGUCUACUAUUGUUUCGCGAUAUGAAAGCAUGCGGCGGAACGGUUGGUCAAUUGGUAAGAAUGAUUGUGAAAUUUGCGGAGAGAUUUUGUAUGGCUGCAACAUUCCCAGCCGAAUGUUUUUUGUUUGGAAAAACCAUCAGCCUUUUAACUUCUCCGAAGGACAAGACAUUAAUGAGGUGGAUAAAAGCUCUAUUGUGUUGUUCGAAUGCCACCACGGUUUCCACGAAAACUGCUUAAUAAAUUUAGGACAGAAAAAAGGGAUCUACGAAUGUCUUUCAGUACACUGCUAA
Messenger RNA from Lachancea dasiensis, 3723 nucleotides. The record is from the annotation of a GenBank genome assembly. NCBI's taxonomy places the organism in Eukaryota, Fungi, Ascomycota, Saccharomycetes, Saccharomycetales, Saccharomycetaceae.